Molecule: messenger RNA, 255 nt
Organism: Microthlaspi erraticum
Lineage: Eukaryota; Viridiplantae; Streptophyta; Magnoliopsida; Brassicales; Brassicaceae
Source: the annotation of a GenBank genome assembly
AUGCAAGAGGCCGACACAUCGCGAGGGCCGUCUAAGUCUCUGACGGAUCGGGUGAAGACGAACUGUUUAUCCAUGGCAGUCACGUUCCAGGAAGGGUUUACCUAUGUCAAAGCCUUUUUUGUUGGCCAGACAAAGAGGUUGACGGCGAAGAACGAGAAGGAAGCUACAGAUGCUCAACUAACAGAGACAAAAAUGCAAGUUGAAGCAACCGAUGAAGCAGAAAAUGCCAAGAAGAGGCUUCAUCAGUCUUCUUAA